UCUUGUGUUCACACUCGGUGAAGGCGGAUGUAGCAGCAGAGCCAAAAUGGCGCCCAGAGAAACAAACAGAGGCUGGGGUCGAGCUGUGUUUCCCGUUAACGGCAGGACGAACGGCGGAGGGAUGUAUGACAGGACUUCAUCGUACUGCGAGCUGGUGACCUCACGUGCUCUGUGACCUUAGAGAGGAGGGGGAUCAGAAGGGGCGGAGUCAGGGGGAAAUGGCGGCUGAGCUGUUCUCCACCAGCCUACCUCACAGCAACGAGGUGGACGUGAAAAAGACUCUGAUUCAGCCCAGCCAAUCACAGCCGCCAGACAGUGACCACGACAACCCAGACGGAGACGACACUCAACUGAACACCGGUGAAGAUGGAGAGGAGAGAGAGAGCCAGAAGGAAGUGCAACCUACACUCAGAGAGAGGAACGCUCUGAUGUUCAACAAUGAGCUCAUGGCUGAUGUUCACUUCAUCGUUGGACCUCCAGAAGACACUCAGAAAGUCCCCGCUCAUAAGUAUGUCCUCGCGGUGGGCAGCUCAGUCUUUGGAGCCAUGUUUUACGGGGAUCUGGCAGAAGGACAAUCUGAGAUCGUAAUCCCUGAUGUGGAGCCAGCUGCUUUCCUCAUCCUGUUAAAGUAUAUGUACAGUGAUGAGAUCCAGCUGGAGGCGGACACGGUGCUCGCCACACUCUACGCUGCUAAGAAGUACAUAGUCGUCGCUCUGGCGAAGGCCUGCGUGUCGUUCCUGGAGACGAGUCUGGAGGCGAGGAACGCCUGCGUCCUGCUGUCCCAGAGCCGGCUGUUCGAGGAGCCGGAGCUGACGGAGCGCUGCUGGGAGGUGAUCGACGCGCAGGCCGACCUCGCGCUGCGUUCUGAAGGUUUCUGUGAGAUCGACCGGCCCACACUCGAGAUCAUUCUGCAGAGAGACUCCCUGAACAUCCGCGAGGUCGCCAUCUUUCAGGCAGUGCUGAGCUGGGCGGCGGCUGAGUGUCGGCGUCAGAGUCUUGCAGUGAGUGCCAGGAAUCAGCGAGUGGUUCUGGGUAAGGCACUGUACCUGGUCCGGAUCCCUUCCAUGACUCUGCAGGAGUUUGCGGAUGGGGCGGCGCAGUCGGACGUCCUGACACUUAAAGAGACUCGUGAUGUCUUCCUGUGGUUCACCGCCUCCAACAAACCUAGACUUGAGUUCCCUCUGGUGAAGCGGACCGGUCUAGUACCUCAGAGGUGCCACCGCUUUCAGUCCUCGGCCUACCGUAGCAACCAGUGGCGCUACAGGGGACGCUGCGACAGCAUCCAGUUCGCCGUGGACCGGCGGAUCUUCAUGGCUGGACUCGGGCUGUACGGGUCGAGCGGCGGGAAGGCCGAGUACAGCGUGAAGAUCGAACUGAAGAGGCAGGGAACAGUUCUGGCCCAGAAUCUCACCAAGUUCUUAUCAGACGGGUCAAGCAGCACCUUCCCGGUGUGGUUUGAACACCCGGUCCAGGUCGAACAGGACACCUUCUACACCGUCAGCGCCGUCCUGGACGGGAACGAGCUGAGCUACUUUGGUCAGGAGGGGAUGACGGAGGUGCAGUGUGGGAAAGUGACCUUCCAGUUUCAGUGUUCCUCAGACAGUACCAAUGGGACCGGGGUGCAGGGGGGCCAGAUUCCUGAGGUGGUCUUCUACUGCUGAACGAAAACCCACCUCCCUCCAGGCAUCUGACCAAUCUGAACGCAUGCCAGAAACAAAACCAGCUGCUGGGGGAGGGGCUCUUACAGGGCUGCUACCCUGAACUGGAAGCUGAUUGGCUGCUGGAGCAGAACCAUAAUCUGAUUGGCUGUUGGAGUAGAACUGGAAGCUGAUUGGCUUGUAUGUGAUUCUUAAAUGAUGUAAACAUUAAAGUUGAAGUAAACAGUGAA
Messenger RNA from Notolabrus celidotus (New Zealand spotty), 1888 nucleotides. Its product is annotated as BTB/POZ domain-containing protein 6-B-like. The record is from RefSeq and is a predicted model, not a curated record. Gene Ontology annotation, molecular function: protein binding. The transcript has 5 exons. Gene Ontology annotation, cellular component: cytosol. NCBI's taxonomy places the organism in Eukaryota, Metazoa, Chordata, Actinopteri, Labriformes, Labridae. The coding region runs from base 219 to 1661 and encodes 480 amino acids. Gene Ontology annotation, biological process: neurogenesis.